This is a messenger RNA of Xenopus laevis (African clawed frog), 2233 nucleotides long. It is a transcript of the gene art1.S, whose product is annotated as ADP-ribosyltransferase 1 S homeolog. The transcript is spliced from 5 exons. NCBI's taxonomy places the organism in Eukaryota, Metazoa, Chordata, Amphibia, Anura, Pipidae. The record is from RefSeq and is a predicted model, not a curated record. Gene Ontology annotation, molecular function: NAD+-protein-arginine ADP-ribosyltransferase activity; NAD+ poly-ADP-ribosyltransferase activity. Bases 99 to 1052 code for a protein of 317 amino acids.
CCCCCAGCCGAGCAAUCCCUGGUCUGUCCCUGGCACAGGAGGAGGAGAAGGAGGAGAAGAAGGACAUACACAAAGGAGAAAAGAAUUGUGCCACCAGAAUGGGGGCUGGAAGCCCUGGUACCAACAUCAUCUGGGCACUUGCUCUGAUCUCCACCCUGUCACUCAUCCACCCCAGCGAGGGGGACAGGACUGGAAUGUCCAGGAGAGACGCAUUCCUAUCAAAGGAGUCUGUGUUGGACAUGGCACCUUCUUCCUAUGAUGAUCAGUAUAAAGGGUGCACUGAGGCCAUGGAGGCCGAGAUUCCUACACUCUUUCAAUACGAGUAUUCCUCAAACAAGGACUUUGCUGAAGCCUGGGAUUCUGCCACCUUCAGAUGGGAAGAGAGAAAGGGAAAGAUGGUGGUUCCCCCUGGAUUUAAGGACCAGUAUGCUAUAGCAAUAUUUGCCUACACCAGCAGUGGUCCUCUCCACAGAAUCUUCAAUGAGGCAGUACGCCAGGCUGGGCAGUCCAGACAGUACUAUCUAACAAACUUCAAUUUUAAGGUCUUACACUACUAUCUGACCAGGGCACUUCAGAUGCUGGAUGCUGUGGAAUCACCAACUUGUCACAAAGUCUUCAGAGGAAUAAAGGGGGUUAGAUUCAAAUCGGAGCCCAGGAAACCAGUCCGUUUUGGCCAAUUCACAUCUUCAUCAAAGGAUGACCAGAGCGCUUUGUCCUUUGGAGAAGACACCUUCUUUAGCAUCCAUACCUGCUACGGGGUCAACAUCAGGAACUUCUCCUUCUUCCCCAGUGAGGAAGAAGUGCUUAUCCCACCCUUUGAGAAAUUCAAAGUCACCGAUUUCAGCACAAUGAGCAGAAAAAACAUCAUCACCCUCCAGUCUGUGGAAAAGUCCAGUGUGUACAAUUGUGAGUUUGUGAAAGAGAGAAGAUGCAAAGCCUCGUGGUGCCCUUUCAGUUCAGCCACAGGCCCUGGGAUGGGAAUCCUGCAGAUCAUUCCAAGUUGUUGGCUGAUACUCCUGUGGGGCCCGCUGGGGGGUCUUCUCUUACCCUGAUUCCCCCAGCUAUUGCCCCAGUGACUGUGACCUCUCAAUGUAUUUCUCCUGCAAAGUCUCCAUUAUAAUCAAUAUCUGCUCUACAACUUGCAAACCCUGAACUCUGUCUCUAAAUAAGGUGAAACCCAACGCCCAUCCCAUAGGAAAUGAUAUAGAGAGAUGGACCAUCCAAUAUAUUUUUAUUAUUUGGACUUAUUGCUCCAUGAGGAUGAAGAGGAUAAAUCAUACACAGGGGCUCAAACUGAUGAAACGCAGAUCAGUGAUGACAGGGGUGGAGGGUGCAGGAAGAGUAAUGGUCUGGGCCUCUUCCCAUGGUUUGGACCCCUGGUUUCCUGCAAGCAACUCCCCGCAAUAGUGUUCCAGCAUCUCGUAGGACACUUCCCAGAGGAGAUGGGGCAGUUAUAGCAGGAAAGAGAGGGACAACUCAACUGAACCCAUUUGGGAUGAACGCCGACUGUGAGCCUGAUCCCCAACAUCAUUGCCCAACCUCACUAAUGCUCUUGCUGAAUGGAAACAACUCCCAGCAACAAUGUUCCAACAUCCACUGGGAACCUUCCUAGAAGCACCGGGUGGGGGCUUCAUAUUACCCCUUGGGUUGGGAAUAAGAUGUUUGACAGGCAGGAGCCCCUUACGUAUGGCCUUAUAUUGAUGUGUGGGAGCUGCUAUAUUGCUUCUCACAUGAGACCAUUUUCACAGAAUCAUUGGAUUUGUUAUUUACAGAUAGCGCUACAUAUAAAUACAAAUUAUAGGGCAAUAUACAUGGUCCAGCCCUACAGUGAUGGUUUAUUAUAUUAUAAUCAGGCCCCUGUGAGUGGAAGCUGCCCUACUGGCCUUUGCCAGAGGCACAAGUGUCAUCAAUAAACUCCCCUACAUCAGUUGUGCCUGUUGGGCAAAUAGCAGGGGGGAGGUUGGUGUAACCACUGUAACAACACAAGGUAUUGGGGUUAUUAUGAGCCCUCUCCCCCUUAUUGCCCCUGGCAAUGCAUCUGGGCUGCUCACAUACCUACAGGAGAUACCCUGAGACACAACUGUGGGGGUACCUGUACCUACACCUGAAGCUUCACCCCAACAUCCCACGGUUUUGGGAGCGCAGGUCUUACUCUGUGUCUAUAGGUUGUGCUGUAUCCACGGCUGAGCUCUAUAAGGUUAUUAUUCAUAAUAUUAUUAAACACAUUCACAUA